Messenger RNA from Calypte anna (Anna's hummingbird), 3456 nucleotides. It is a transcript of the gene DIPK1A, whose product is annotated as divergent protein kinase domain 1A. The transcript is spliced from 5 exons. Lineage: Eukaryota; Metazoa; Chordata; Aves; Apodiformes; Trochilidae. The record is from RefSeq and is a predicted model, not a curated record. The coding region runs from base 219 to 1505 and encodes 428 amino acids.
GGCGGGGGCUGCCGCCCCUGUUGCUCGCUGACAGCCGCCGCUGCCGGUGUCUGAGCGGGUUGGCAGCCGUGCUCGCUGCCUCUUCCCUCGCCACCACCACAGCCACCGUCGCGCGUGUGCCGAGCCGAGCCGUCGGCGCGGCUGCAGCGGCAAGGCGGGGAAACGUUCCUCGCCGCUCCGCCUCCGAUCGCCGCCCGCUGCGGGGAUGUGUGAUUGCCAUGGCGAAGCGGCUCUUCCCGGGGGCCUGGCUCAGAAAACCCCAGUACGCGCAGGUCCGUUUCUCGUAUAUUCGGGUGAAGUAUCUCUUCAUCUCUUGGUUAGUAGUAUUUAUUGGCAGCUGGGUUAUAUAUGUUCAGUACUCCACCUACACAGAACUAUGCAGAGGACAUGACUGUAGGAAAAUAAUAUGUGAUAAAUACAAGACUGGAGUUAUUGAUGGGUCAGCAUGUAGCAGUCUUUGUGCAAAAAAAACAUUGUAUUUUGGAAAAUGUUUGUCAACAAGGCCUAAUAACCAGAUGUAUUUAGGAAUCUGGGGAAAUCUGCAAGGUGUUAUAAAAUGCCAGAUGGAAGAAGCUGCUCAGCUUGAUUUUGGUACUGACCCAGAACCAAGGAAGGAAGUAGUCCUGUUUGAUAAACCAACAAGAGGAACCACUGUUGAGAAAUUUAAAGAAAUGGUAUAUGGUCUUUUUAAAGCAAAAUUGGGUGAACAAGGGAAUCUUCCAGAACUGGUUAAUCUCAUCCUGAAUUUCGCUGAUGGAAACAAAGAUGGUAGAGUUUCUUUGCCGGAGGCGAAAUCUGCGUGGGCACUUCUGCAGCUAGAUGAGUUCCUGUUAAUGGUGAUCUUGCAGGAUAAAGAACAUACUCCCAAGCUGAUAGGUUUUUGUGGGGAUCUCUACGUGACUGAAAGAGUUGAAUAUACCUCUCUCUAUGGAAUCAGCCUUCCAUGGAUGAUAGAACUUUUCAUUCCUUCUGGCUUCAGAAGAAGCAUGGACCAAUGGUUUACUCCAUCAUGGCCAAGAAAGGCAAAAAUAGCUAUAGGGCUUUUGGAAUUUGUGGAAGAUAUUUUCCAUGGACCUUAUGGAAACUUUCUUAUGUGUGAUACCAGUGCCAAAAACUUGGGCUAUAAUGAUAAAUAUGAUUUGAAAAUGAUGGAUAUGAGAAAAAUUGUGCCAGAAAAUAAUUUGAAGGAAAUAAUUAAAGAUCGCCAGUGUGAAUCGGAUUUGGACUGUAUUUAUGGUACAGACUGUAGGACUCUGUGUGACCAAACCACAAUGAGAUGUACCACAGAAGUAAUUCAGCCAAACUUGGCAAAAGCCUGUCAACUACUCAAGGACUAUCUGCUUCGUGGUGCUCCUCCUGAUAUUCAUGAAGAACUAGAAAAACAACUGUACUUGUGCAUCGCCCUUAAAGUCACAGCAAAUCAGAUGGAAAUGGAGCAUUCUUUAAUACUCAAUAACUUAAAAACUUUGCUGUGGAAGAAAAUUUCCCAUACAAAUGAUUCUUAGCUUCUUCACCAGCAGAAGACACUGAUGCCUGACAUGAGGUGGCCUCCCACCUUUGAUAAAAACAAUCUGCAGGAUUUUUUAAAGACAUUUCUUUAUUUAGAUUUCAUGAAUGGCUCUUCAACUCUGCCCUUCAGACAGGGCCGUAUGCCAGUGCUUCUCAGUGAAUGAACAUGACACUGAAUGUUCAGGCAGAGGCCACAAGCACCUCUGGUGUUCAGUGCUGUAUUAAGGAAACAAAAGCCCUGCAUGCUUGACUGUUCUGUGCACUUUGUCAGAUCUUUAACGGGAUGAAAGCAUUCACUGUGCCAUCACAUCAACUGAUGGAACAUCGUACAGUUCUGUGAAAAUCAUUGCUCACUUGUGAAACACCUGCAAAAGAUCUUUAAACUAAGUAGAUUUAUGAAGAACCACCACUACUGAAAACAAUGUGAGUCCAAGCUGCUGCUGUGAAUAACCUGAACUGAGACUGAAGUUUACUAUAACCUUGGCAUGGCAGAAUUUGCACAUUGAUGAUUUUUUAUUUUUAAACUGUGGAAAACGAGAAUUUUAGUCUAGAACUGACAGGUUGUAAUAUGAGACUUAAAUCAGAUUCUAUUUACACCUUGUUACCUCAUGCUUACAUCUUGGAUGUUUCAAUAGUUCAACACUUUUUAAUUAAGUCCUUAUACAGUGAACUAUAUUGGGAGCUGAGAAUUUUAGAAUGUUAUUUUUUACAAUCAUGUAUACAGUGUAGCAGCACUGUCAAACAGCCGUUUAAAAAACCCUAUUGAUUAUUGUGCUUCAGUUGAAACCUUUAACCCAAAUUAAACUGUAGCUAAUAUAGACAAGGAUUUUGUAGACUAUGCUAUUUUUAUGAGAACUGAAGUUAAUUUUUAAAAAUAAUGGUAGCAGAGAUGUCCUCAGAAUUAAAAAAGGAAGCUUAAAGUGUAGGAAUCUGCUGUAUGAUGUGAAAAAAUAGCUGUGGAUGAAGCCUUGACUGACUUCACUGUCCCUUUAAAUUUAGCUAUGGACUUGUACUUAAAUCCUAUUGAACUAUUGCAGAAGUAUGUAAGCAAGAGCUACAUCUGAACUGUAGGACAGAAGCACAGCAUCAUGGAAUAUUGCUGUAAUGGCAGCCUGUAAGUAACAACUAGGAAUGAGAUGGGGAAAAAAAGUGAGCUGUAGUGUCAAUUCUUUCUAGUAGCAUCUGAGUCAUGGUUAGGUCUCAAGUUGUGAGUAAACACCAUCUGAUCCUGGCAUUCCACAUGGCAUGACCACUGUGACACCUUUAAUCUGCAUCCCUGCUGUUUCUCUGAUUUGCACCUAUGUUCACAAUUAUGCAGAACUGGAUGUUCAUGUGACACCUUAAUGCUUUGCUCAGUACUUUUCUGUUUAUGCUUAACUUGCAAAUGCUUUAGGUAUGAAGUAGUUCAAUCCUUCAUGGUUUUAAUGACACUCAUAGCUGUACUAUGAGUACACAGCAAGUCCUGGUCCUUUAAUUUUCAGCAUAGGCAAGGACAAGUUUUAUUUCAAUACUUGAAAGGCUGAUAAUUGCUAUAGGUAUUCUGUAUUGAAUGCACUCUCUUAAAUGAUUAAGCUGAAGUACAGGAACCAAUUUCUCUAUUCUGUAUGUAUGAGUAUGAAGCUUGGGUUAAAAGUUUACUUUUGUAAACAUGUUUUUAGUUUAAAAAUUACUAUGCUAAUGCCAAUUGCCUCUGGCUUGUUUGGCAGCUACGCUGCACUCAGAUGUAAAGUGGUCAUGUUCUUAGUGGGAAAGAUCCAACAGUAAUUUUGGGCAGACAUUGCUGAAUCCACAAUUAUGUUGAGUAUUUCAAAAAACUGGAAAACUUUUCUAGUGCAGUUUCUUGUACAGAAACUUCAUUUUUAUUGCUGUUGCAUCAAGUUGGAGCUUUCAUUGGAAAAAAACCCCGCACUUCUGUUUACAAUAAAUCAGAAGUCUCCUUUUCUCUUU